UUUAAACAUAAAUUCGUAAACCGCUGCCUAUACACUUUAGUUUAUUUGCUGCAAGAUGAAUCUAGUGUAUCAGUUGUUUUUGUUGACCAAUCUUUUCGGUCAAAUUUCGUUAAUUUAUAUUGAUCCAAACGGUUAUCUGGUUUACUGUCCAUGUAUGGGCCGUUUUGGCAAUCAAGCUGACCAUUUUCUUGGUGCAUUAAAUUUUGCGAAAAAAUUAAAUCGCACUCUAAUCCUACCACCAUGGAUUGAGUAUCGUCAAGGUGAACCAAAAUCGAUACAAGUACCUUUUGAUAGAUAUUUUAAACUGGAACCCAUUAGCCAAUUCCAUCAAGUCAUCACAAUGCAAGAGUUUAUGGAAAGAAUCUCUAAUAGUGUGUGGCCUGAAGAUCAACGCAUUUCAUUUUGUUACAUGGAGCGCAAGAGCCUGCGUGGCUCUAUGAAAAAAGAUUGCCAUGCGAAAGAAGGAAAUCCAUUCGGUCCAUUUUGGGAUGAGUUUAAGAUAGACUUCAUUGGUUCUGAAUUUUUUGCACCAUUGCAUUACGAUGUUUGGCAUACAGCAGGUCUCAUUGACAAGUGGCAUCAGAAGUAUCCGGCCAAUAAAUGGCCAGUGCUUGCAUUCACAGGUGCUCCUGCGUCGUUUCCAGUUCAAAAAGAAAAUAUCGCACUUCAAAAAUAUCUCGUUUGGACUGACGAAAUGCAAUCAAAAGCAACAAAUUGGAUAAAAUUGAAUUUACCGAAAGGCGCCUAUUUAGCUAUUCACUUACGCAAUGGAAUCGAUUGGAAGCGAGCAUGCGAACAUAUCAACGAUAGUCCGAAGUUAUUUUCGGCCGCCCAAUGUGUUGGCUAUAACAAUGAGAAAGGUGUUGCAACACCCGACAUGUGCGAACCAUCUAAACAACUAAUCAUUAAACAAAUAAGACAAGAGCUCAAAUCUUACCAUUCAAAACAUCCAACAAAUGGAAUUAAAUCAAUUUUCGUUGCAUCGGACAAUGACUUCAUGAUUAAAGAACUGAACGAAGCAUUCAAACGCCUAAAAAUAUCUGCAUUUCGAACGAAUGAAAAAGAUCCACAUUUGGAUCUAAUGAUAAUGGAAAAAUCAAAUCACUUUAUUGGCAACUGUAUAUCAUCAUUUUCAGCAUUUGUCAUCCGAUCUCGUGAAGUCCAUGGAUUUCCGUCAGCAUUCUGGGCGUUUCAUACUGCCUCAACUCAAAUCCGGGAUGAACUAUAAUUCCAUAUCUGCUAUAGCAGAUAGAAAGAUUGCGGCUAGUUUUUCACGGGCUAUAGACAUUUUUCAUGAAUAAAAUUUAUUACAAAUUUCAAUUUCUUUGUAGAGAAAUGUCAAGUUUUUCAACAGUCGAUGUUGGUUAUUGUGAAAAAAUUAAAAAAAAAAAAUAAAUGCAUGCAACGUGUUGAUUCUUUUUCUAUA
Contarinia nasturtii (swede midge) is the source of this 1426-nucleotide messenger RNA. Its product is annotated as GDP-fucose protein O-fucosyltransferase 1. The coding region runs from base 56 to 1228 and encodes 390 amino acids. Gene Ontology annotation, molecular function: peptide-O-fucosyltransferase activity. Gene Ontology annotation, biological process: Notch signaling pathway; protein O-linked glycosylation via fucose. The record is from RefSeq and is a predicted model, not a curated record. Lineage: Eukaryota; Metazoa; Arthropoda; Insecta; Diptera; Cecidomyiidae. The transcript is spliced from 3 exons.